UGAGCAGCCUGAAGAGAUCCAGGAAGAGAAGCCGGAAGAGGCAGAACACUCCAGGGAUCUGCUCGAGCGGCGUGGAUACAGUGUAGGCAAAACACUCGGCUCCGGGUCCUACUCUACGGUCAAUUCACCUGGGUUUCCCGUGGACUUGCCGUUGUGACGCUUUACCUCGGAUGACGCUCCCUGGCCUUGAAGUUGUACGAAACUUCAGACAUGGCACAGCUCCAAAGUCAGAUUAUGCUGGUGUCAAAAGGUGGCACGUCUUACGCCUGCAAGAUUGUGUCCAAGGAGCUCACAUCAGCCGUGUACCGCGCCAAGUUCUUGCCACGGGAGCUGAAAAUCCUCGCCGCCAUCCGCCACUCGCACAUUACCUACGUCAGCGAGAUCAUCGAUCUCCCGUCAAAAGUAUUCAUCAUCAUGGAGUUGGCCACCGGAGGAGACCUACUGGACAAAAUACUGAAGGUGAAGCGGUUCAAGGAGAAGAGAGCAUACAAGUACUUUAUGCAGAUGGCCAGCGCGUUGGCUUACCUGCACUACAAGGACAUAGCCCAUCGGGACCUCAAGUGCGAGAACAUCCUGUUCACGUCCACAAACCGCGUGAAGCUCGCCGACUUCAGCUUCGCACGAUACUGCACGGGCGCAGGCGGCAACCCCAAGGAGUUGAGCACCACAUUCUGCGGCAGCGAAGCGUAUGCCCCUCCGGAGGUGCUCCAGGGCAUCCGGUACCGGCCAAAAAAAGCGGACGUCUGGUCACUUGGUGUCAUACUGUUCGUCAUGGUCACCGGACUCCUGCCAUACGAAUCCGAGUGCGUGCCCCGCCAAGUUCGGUUACAGAUGACGCGCACCCUGCGUUUCCCACAGGUGCUGCCGCUCAGUUAUCAGCUAAAGAACCUCAUCAGGGGUAUGCUAGAGCCCGUGGCGACGCUUCGCAGCUCGAUGGCUCGCGUGUUUCGACACCCGUGGGUCCAGAUGUUUCCCACUGCUAUGGCCGAGGUGGAAGCACGGGCCAGGCAUGUAGCAGAGGCUCGCAGAGUGAAACAGGCAUCACCUUUGAAAUUGAUGCCACGCCAGCACACGGGGAGGGCGAUGCAUGACGAGGAAGAACUCACGGGAACUUCUGAGAGAGGCAGCAAAAAUGCUUCAGCCAUCGACCAACUGGAACAACGUGCAGCCGGAACUACAGGCACGAGCACUUCUACGACAUCAUCUAAAACAAAGAAGUCUACUGGCCGGGAACAACGUGCAGGCGGAACUACAGGCACGAGCACUUCUACGACAUCAUCUAAAACAAAGAAGUCUACUGGCCGGAGAGCAAGUAUCGCCAGUGUUCAUACUGCGGGCAGCCAGCAGUCGACCACGUCACAGGACACAUCUCUCGAGAAUCGUGAGCCGGGUCGGCAAAAAGCCAAGGAGGACAUCGCUAUCAAGGACAUUGACAUCAAGAACGCCGACCGCGACGACAGCCCUGGCAAGCCCGCGGACAACCUGGCCCCCGAAGCAGAGCCGUCCAACAAGGACGAUGCCGAGACCAGUGCCACGUCGGCAACCAGCCGACAAAGCGGCCUUGCGCCAUCCGUCUCGCACGGCUCCGAGGCACCAGGAUCGAACAUUUCGGAAGACAAGCUAGAAGAUACAUCAGGGGGCAGCACCCUUGCCGACAGUGUGGAAGACGAUCUUUCUUCUAUAUUGCGCGACGUCUACUCGAGCGGUGGUGAGGCCUCCAGCGUGGCAGAUAGGUGCACCUGCAAGGGACUUGACAACGAGGAGCUGGACAGCCACUACGAAGGGUGCCCAUGCGCUAGCAAAAAUGGAAAGCCGGCAAUGAUCAUCAAGCCUUUACCCAUGCCACCGAAGGACUUCAAGCCCAAAGGCAUCAUGAAACUCUGAUGACGUCGGUAAUGAAAACAGUGCGUGUUUAGCAUUAUUGUCUCUGAUAUUUU
Molecule: messenger RNA, 1937 nt
Organism: Dermacentor albipictus
Lineage: Eukaryota; Metazoa; Arthropoda; Arachnida; Ixodida; Ixodidae
Product: testis-specific serine/threonine-protein kinase 1-like
Biological process (GO): intracellular signal transduction; protein phosphorylation
Cellular component (GO): cytoplasm
Molecular function (GO): ATP binding; protein serine/threonine kinase activity
Source: RefSeq, a predicted model, not a curated record